AUGGAAAAGUUUGUCUUGCGUGGAGACGCGGCUGCGGCAUUAGCGGCAUCGUUAGUAGACGCCGUUCCGUCUCAAUGGCAGCGAAAGAAACGACAGCGACAGACGACUAUUCAUCAUGGGGAUAAAGUAGUGUCAGAGGAGCAUGUUCAGUACCUGAAUGAGGAACUAAAUGAAGCGAAAACGAGUACCAACAUGUUGAGGAUCUUGGAGGCAGUCGAACCAGUGUUUAUUUCAUUAGAGAUGCUGGAAAAGACACGGAUUGGCGUGACACUUACGAGACUUUAUAGACGAACAAAAGACGUGGAAGUACAAGAAAGAACGAAGAAGUUGCUAAAGUUGUGGAAAGCAAGAGCUAAGAAGGCGAUGAGACGUCGAGUCAGACGCGUUGAGACGUAUGGACGCAAUUACGCCGAGUAG
Peronospora farinosa is the source of this 417-nucleotide messenger RNA. NCBI's taxonomy places the organism in Eukaryota, Oomycota, Peronosporomycetes, Peronosporales, Peronosporaceae. The record is from the annotation of a GenBank genome assembly.